AUGAGCACCCUAUAUGACAGGCUACAAAGCAUUGAAAAGGAGAUCGAUAGGCUAUGCCUGGGCAGGAAGCUGAAUAUAGAGGCUGAGUAUCUCAAAAGAAUCAAGUGCAAGAAGUUUCUGAGAUGCUAUGUUAGGGUUGGGAUGAAGAGGGGCGUGUUCAUACGCCUUGACAGUAGGGUGAUCAAUGACUACAAAAAUGGGGGAGAAAUGAAGUUUUCUGACGUUGUAAAAAGGCUCUGCAUUGUAUUUGAUAGCAACCUUCCUUCAACGACCGAUAUCCAUGCUAAGCUGUCUAGCGAGACGGGUGGGCGAGACGGAGCUACGGAGGAGAUUCCUAGAGAUGACUGGGGUAGGUCAGAUUCCAUGCACGCCAAAGACGUAUCUAUGGAAGACUUCUUCGAGUGGACGAAACACAGUGGAGAUACGGAGGCACUUGAGGUGAGUAGCGACAGAACUCCGAGCAACAUAAAACUGAUCUUUGAUCUUGAGAACCCACGAGAAAUCUUUAGACUGUCUACAAAACUGGGCAAUCUUCUGAUGAGGUACACAGACACAAAGCCAAACGUGGUAACACACCUGUGGAGGUAUGUAAAUAAGAAUGGGUUGAUGUCUAUUGAUUCAGACGUAGUCGAAUGUAACCCGCUGCUAAAAGACAUUCUUGGGGUAGACAGAUUCUCCUUUCCGGAACUUCCUGGUCUCGUGGUGCCCCAUCUGUGCCCUCUGGACUACCUAGUGGUUGACAUUCCUCCUAUUGAUGGCCAUACAGAGAUUUUCGAUAUCCCAUUCGAGUGGGACGACCUAUACCAAUGUCCCACCCUUUACACCAAGAGAAUCCAUGCUCUUGAUAGAAAGGUGGAGUCUCUUAAGCAACUGCUGAAGAGAUGUGAGGAAAGAGAGAAUGUUUUGAAUGAAUUCGAAAAAGACCCCGUGGCAUUUAUCAACAGAUGGAUAUGUAUUGACAUGAGUGACGCAUGUCACAGGGCAUCUCUUUUCCGCAACAAGGAUGUGCAGGAGAAGGUCUUUGAGUUGCUUAAGAAAUUAGAGUAG
Encephalitozoon cuniculi GB-M1 is the source of this 1047-nucleotide messenger RNA. RefSeq lists its product as uncharacterized. Bases 1 to 1047 code for a protein of 348 amino acids. Gene Ontology annotation, biological process: regulation of transcription by RNA polymerase II. The transcript has a single exon. The record is from RefSeq and is marked provisional. Gene Ontology annotation, cellular component: nucleus; SWI/SNF complex. NCBI's taxonomy places the organism in Eukaryota, Fungi, Microsporidia, Unikaryonidae.